AUGGUAGAAAUGGAAGGAAAAUUUGUAAAUUCAAUGGGUCCAUUUGAUAUUUGUCAAAAAUUACAUCAACAGCAAAGAACUAAACAAAAUGAUUGUGGUUUUUUAUUAGAAUGUGAAUCACAUAGUCAAAUAGUGCAUAAAUGUGUAUUACGUGCUGUCUCAACAAAAAUUGAUCAAUUCUGUAUGGCAGAAGAAGAAAAUGUAGAAUGUUCAACUGAUAAUAUUAAUAUAAAUUGUUAUGAUAACAUUAAUAAUAAUAAUAAUAAUAAUAAUAAUAAUAAUAAUAAUAAUAAUAAUCACGUUAGUAACACAGUAAAACAAUCAAAGAAUUCAUUUUAUUUAGGUCGUAUAUCUGCGAAAACAUUGGAUACUUUUGUAAAAUAUAUUUAUCAAUCAGAGAUUACAAUUGAUGAUCUAACUGUAAUUGAAUUGUACAAUGUUGGUGUUUUAUUAAACAUACAAUUUAUUCAAGAUGCAUGUAUUAACUAUUUGAAAACAAGUUUAAAUGAGAAUAAUUGUUUAAUAUUCAUGAGACAAAAUAAUAAUGUAAAUAAUUGUGAAGCAAAUCAGUUAACUAAUGAAUGUAUUAAACAUGCAGCAAAACAUUUUGACAAAAUGUUAGAUAAUCAUGAGACUAUGAACAUUGAACCUAAAGAACUAUUAGCAAUACUAGAACAAGAUGACUUCAAAGUUCAAGAUGAAUGGAAACUUCUGGAAUUUAUACAUAUAUGGAUUAAAAAGGAUUAUGACAAUCGUCACACAUAUAAAGAACAACUAUGUGAGCAUAUACGUUUUCAAUUGAUAGACACAAUGAAGUUACUUGAUAUAUUAGAAAAUCAAGAGAUGAAUAUAUUUCAUUCAUAUGUAAAAAACGCGCUUAUUGAUUUAGGUCAGUUAUCAAGGUCAGUAGCAAUAGCCAAAUGGAAUCGUAAAGUUAGUAAGUCAAAUCAUUCUAUAGACAAAGAGUCGACGUUGACUAAUCUACCGGUAUGCGAUUUGAAUAGUGACUCGCCAAAACAAACUACAGAAAAUACAUCUUUGAUAUGCUUUGGUGGACGAUUAUGUAACAAAAGUUUCUCAUCAAAUAUAACAUGUUAUAAAAUUUUUGAAAUGAGAUCAUUUAUUAAUCAGAAUGAAAAUUUAUGCCUGGAUCCAUAUCAAAAUUAUAAUAUUGAUGAAAAUUAUGCAAAUAAUAAUUAUAUGGAAUCAUGUACAUUUCCUUAUUUAAAACAAAUAAUUUUACCAAAUUUAAAAACUAUGCCUUCUUUAAGAAAAGGUUUUGGGGCUAUCAAUUUAAAUGAUAAAAUUUAUCUUGUUGGUGGAAAACCCAAAUGUUCAAUGAAAACAUCUAAUAUUUACGAUAUUUCAUUAGGUUUAUGGUCUAGUGGACCAAAUUUAAAUAUUGGACGAAGUUGGUAUUCAAUUACGGAAUGUGAUGGUGUGAUGUAUGCUAUAGGAGGUGUCGGAGAAGACGAUCAAAAUUUAUCAUCCGUUGAGAUGUUGGACCCACGAGUAAAUAAGUGGGAAUCAUGUUCGUUAAUGUUGAGACCACGAUUUGGUUGUAGCGUUUGCUCUACCAAUAAUGAAAUUAUAGUUGUUGGUGGGGUCAGCGAUUCAACUAUCGAGAUGUAUGAUAUUACGUCAGGAAAAUGGCAGUUUUUAGCGAAAAUGACUGAAGUGUAAGUAUUCACGAUCAUUUUGUUAGCACAAAUCUUAUUAUACCAAAGUAAGAUGAACAAAGUUUUUUCAAAUUGUUUCAUUGUAGAGUUAUUACAGUAGAUCUCUGAAGUAGUAGCUUACUUUAUUUUUCUAAUCAUUAUAUUGCUUUUCGGGUUGUCUUUAGUAGUAAGUUAAAGCUGGAGAACGCUUUAGGUUUAUAACGAUACCAGCCGCCAAACUACUAAACUUUUGAGAGCAGAAAACUCCACAGGACCACAUGCAUCUGGAACAGAAUUUUAUAAUUUAUUCCCAGCUCUGUAAGGUGGAACCUGAUACACAAUUUUUUAGCCUAGUUAAUUAGUCGUGUAAGGCUAGUUAUGGUGUUGGAGACAGUUGUUUCACUCCCCACUUGGUUGAACCCCAUCAGUCAAGCUUUCUCUCUAGAAAGUCUAAAGCUCCAGUGUGUCUAGAGCUAGGAAAUCACCUAACAUAGUUCAUUAUCAUAUUUAAGGGUAAGCAUUUUCUCACUGUUGAUUUUCAGGAAUACAUCUUAUCGAUAUCUGAUAACACGUGGACAUGGUGUGUGAAUACAGCGAUGUUGCCUAUAGCCGUAAAUUGAUUUCAAUCUGCAAAGUUAUUUGUAAUGAAAUAUAUUAACACAGUAAUGCUAACAAUCUUUCCCGAGUUUUAUAAUACAACCUAAAAGACAUAACCCCAAACAUGAUUGCUUCAACAGUGCAAUAUAUUUUGAUUAUGGUGGUACAGAAUAAAUUCCCAUUAACCAUUUUGUAUAUGUUCAUUUGAUGAAGAAUGAGAAUCAUUACAAAUCAUCGUUUUUCACCACAAAUUAAUCAUUUACUGUAGUUUAAUGUCAUCUUUUACCGUUUUAAAUGUGAGAAAGUUAUUAUUCUUUUAAGUUGAAAUCCAUAAUAAUUCGAUAAUGUCCGUAAAGAACGUACUGUAUAUUCACUCAAAGAUACACUCUGUUUGGAUAUGAACCUUAGAAAACCAUAUUUUUAAAACAGAAACUUUAUCAAAACAUAAUUCACUCGGAAAUAAAUAUAUGAUUUAUUGUAUUGCAUUUAGAUAUUUACUUCAAAAUACUGUCCAGAUGAUAAAAUUUUGUUCUUUUUAAAUACAGUCAAUCUGUUAGUCAUCUGGAUAAUUAAUGGUUUGCACAAAAGUUGUCCACUGAUGAAAUGGGUGCUUACAAAUUCAAGUAGUUGGAUGAUAAAAUCAUCAUCAAUAGAUAUGAAGUUUGUCAGGUCAUUUGAUAAGUGUCAAAGUAUUCUCUCUUAAUUCGCUGAAUAACAUAUGAGAUGUUACAUUUAUUAAUCAAAAAAUGGGUAGGUAGUCAGAAAUAUACGUAUUAAAUGACUGGGUUGUAAAGAUUCCUAUGUAUUCUCACAUUUCCUCUACCUUGGUCUCCAUAAACUGAAAAAGUACGAAUAAGGUAUUAUCUGUAUUGUUUUUCUGUUUGGGGUUGUGGAGAUCAUUGAAUUUAAUUCAAAUGUUAGACAACCAUUGAAAAUAUGGAAGCAGUGAACGACCAUUUCGUCCUCGUAUGGGACUCCACAGCACUGCGCAUCCACGAUUCCGUACUCGAGACUCAAACCCAAGACAUCCGGUUUCACGUCUUCGCUUAACCUCAAGGCAUAAACACUAUUCGAUACCGACCAGGUAAUCAGCGAGACCAAAGGUCUUGGGUUUGAAUCUCGAGUACAAAACCAUGGAGGAGCACUGCUGGUGAAUCCCACACUAGGAAAAACGGCCGUCCAGUGCCUCCAGGUUUUUAGUGGUGGUCUAACAUUGGCCGAUUCAUGAUUUCGAUGAAAUAUUAUUUUUGACCAACCUUACUACUUUUAGACUUUUGUAAGUAACCAAAGUCUAAUCUUAUACUGUUUUCAAAUUGCAUUAGACAAAAAGCAUAAAUUCUAAAAAUAUAGACAUAUAGUUUACAACUAUUCUCUGAAUUGAUAGUCUUAUAUGACAAGAAGUACGUUUUCCUCAUCAAAUUUUACGAAAAUGAACCUCGUCUGUAGUUUUGUAUGAACUGCAAAACAAUUGAAAAAUAACUAAAGAGAACUGAUAAGUUAGUUCCUUUUAGAUUAUUUAAAACUCUCAGCUGUAUUGACCCGUAACCUAUGCAUUUGGUAAACCUAAGGCUCACAGGAAUGGUGGAGUAUUUAUCAAUCUUUUAUAUCAAACGUUAAUUAAUUAUUCAUAUUAAAUGAAAGUCAUGUUUUUCUCAGUCUAUUUUAAUUUUGAUAGACAGUUUGGUUAGAACCUAUUUUAUUAAGAUAAAUGUGUGUUUAAUAAUUCAAGUGUAUGGAAGAAUAUAAGAUAAAAAACUGGAAUUAUUACAACCAAGGGUUACGUGUAAAAUUAAAGUCAAAUUAGAUCAAAAGUCAUUAUUUAAACAUGAAUAAUUAAGGAAAUGUUUUAUAUUGUUUCAAUGCUUAAGUUUAGCAAGCAUAUAUAUGCAACAAUUAGAAAUCUUAAACAGAAUUGGAUAAUGGGGUCUAGGAUGCUUGUUUUGUUCUAUUUGAAACUCGUCAACCAAAUAUCUUUGAGCCCGUGUUGAUGUUUACACAUGGACCCGUAUCCAGUUACUCUCACUUUAAACUCCAAAUACUGAAUUUCACCAGCUAUUGGCUCGUGCAACAGCGAUAAAUUUUAAGUCAGUUAUCAAGGGUGCUUUAAUCUUCCCGUCAUUGAUGUUAAGAACUGUAAAUGAUCAGUCUUUCUUGGCAUAAGUACAUCCUAAGAGAAUUGUCUCAGCACUGUCAUUAAGUCAUAAAGGUUUUUAGCAGAGUUAACAAUUGUUGAAACGAAAACAAUAAAGAGAUAUAAUGAUUACGUUUCUAGGUAAAAUUGAAACAGCGUUACCAUCGUGAUAUAAUUCUAAUGAACAAUCGCUAAUAUGAAUAAAAAGUGACAAACUUGUGCUUUGUAAUAAAUUAUUUUUUUACCGCCUACUUGAAAUCAUAAUUAUAGUGAUACUAUAUGUUUUCAUGAAAAUUUUGUAAUCUGUGUCAUUUUCUUUGAGAUUCAUUUACUUAUACCAUACUACACUAAAUAGGCACUAAAACAUAGUUCAAUGUUAAUGGGAAGUAAUUGUUUAAAAUAUUAAUAUUUCUGAUUGGGCUUCAUUUCAUAUUGAUUAUUGAUUAAUAGGUGAUUCACUAAAAUAAGUGAUUGCUGCUGAAGAGACAGAUGUAAUACCAAAUAUCAUAUGGAAAUUACUUCAGGUUUUGAUGAAUGUCGGAGUGAUUAUAGGACAACCAUAAAUUUAAUAGUAUAUUUAUCGGUCAGUUUAUAGGCUGUAUCAUAAUUAUUACGGGUUAUAGAUAAUACAUGUUGCUUACAUGAUGAAUGAAGUUCUAGUUAAACAGUAGUUGUUUAUAAAGAUUUCACGGAAUAUCUGAUCGCAACAUGUAACACUAUUAAGGUUUAAUUUAUUAUCUUGCGAUCAAUUCAUGAUUACAUACGAAUUAUCUUUUAUUGUAACGUCACACAUAUCUACACGUGACUUGCAGACUGAAAUUAAACAAACUAUAAAAUUAGAUCAAUCACUGAGCUCAGAAUGAAGUAUUGUCCACAAGUAAGAUAAACAAUAUAAAUUGAUUUGUGACUGUUUCAUUAAUAAUGUUUAUAUACUGAUGUGAAAUUAUUUCAUUAUAUUGAUAUUUGUCGGAAUUUAUACAGCAUUUUAGUUGCUUCCCGAGUCCAUGUAGCUGUAUAUGUUUAAAUUCGAGAAGUUUUCACAACAAACGCCAUGGCAUUUGAACUGAAUGGUACUGGGUUCCAGUCCCAGAAUGGACAUCAACAUCCGGCUGACGAGUCCCGAAUAUGGCGAAACGCACAUCCUAGAUUUCACUGCUAGCCACCAUACAUAUUUGUUUACAAUGCUUGAGACACAUUUUUUUGUCUUUAUUUCUCGUCGUUAUGUGGCGAAAAUGACUCUUGUAUCUAACAAAUACUGUAUAUAAUUCAUUCAAGUUAAGGUAUGCAGAGAUUAACGAAUUUUAUAGUUUACAACAUCAUCAUCAUCAAUACUUACUAUUAUUCUUGUUUCCAUGCGUUUUAGACGUGAAGCUUCAAGUGUUUUUGUUCAUAAUGAUUGUGUAUACGUAUGCGGUGGAGCUAAUGAAACUGGUUGUGUAAAUACCACAGAUAUAUUUUCGUUGAAAACUACAAUUUGGAGUAAAGGCAAACCAAUGAUUUUACAUCGGGCAUUUGCUGGUAAUAUAUUUUUACUGUCAAUUAAUAUUAAUCUAAUAUCUCAUUGAAUAAAAUACAAUUUGUUCUUUAAGAACGCAUAAGUUUUACACUGCAAAAUAAUGCUCAACAGUUGCUAACUCUAGGAGUACUAGGUUUUUAGGUCGUUGUACCGAAAUCAAAAAUCUUUUAUGGCAUAUUAUUAUUUGUAUUUAUUGUCUAGAAAAACAUUCGUAAUUAUGCCUUAUUCAGGUUGAAAGUCGUCAGAUGACACCGAAUGAAUUAAACUCGAUUCAUUUUAAUUAUUUACAUUUACUUUUAAUCAAAUUAUCAAAUCAACUGUUUCUUAUGUAAUAACGAUCGGUCAACAAACAAGCCUGAUAUAAAUUGUUUUAUCAUAUAAACUGAAUUAGAAAUAGUUUUUAAUGAGAAAAAUCCUAAAAUGAAGAAUUUUAUAAAAUGUACUGAUUAACUAUGGGUGACCUGGAUAUUCUAAACAUUAAUGUCUAAUCUUUCAUAUGUAUUAAUAUAGUUUGGAGCUUCAUAGUGAUCAUUUCACACUGAAGAUAACAGACUGAUCUGAGUUGAAAAACCAUUAGGAAUCGAGAUGAAUUGAGAGGGACGUUUCAUCCUAACUUGCUACUGAUCAUCAGCACGUGCCUAUGACCUUGAACGAUUUUGUAUUUAGUUUAUCUCAAGAACAGGGAAUAUUAACAACAAGUAGAUUAAAAAGAACUUACUUUUCUAGUUUUGUAGAGAGAUGCUUUGAAGAAAAACCUCAAAUUAGAUUUAUCACUGUUUAGUUUGACAAAUUAAUCAGAAACGACAGAUUAUAACAGUAAAGUUUGUAUCAACAAUUAGUAUUCUGUCUACAAGGUUUCCUAAUUUUUUAAAUGUCAAAUCAAGUAGUGGAGAUUUGUAGUUCAGGUGGAGUUUUGUUCUCUGAGCUAGAUGAUCUGGUCGUGGAGCUUCAGGUAAAAGCC
Messenger RNA from Schistosoma curassoni, 6863 nucleotides. NCBI's taxonomy places the organism in Eukaryota, Metazoa, Platyhelminthes, Trematoda, Strigeidida, Schistosomatidae. The record is from the annotation of a GenBank genome assembly.